UUUAAACAAAGCCCCAGCUCAGCUCCAGAGAUGCACAACAUCCCCGGCAGCACCAUGAGCCCAGGAGUUUUCCUCCUCCUGGGCCUCCUCAUCGUCAGGGCAGAGCCAAGAGUAAUACCAGAGAAGGGCGGGGACUCCCAGAAACCGGGGAGGUGUCCACGGGACUUCACACGCUGCUUGCGCCUGGAGUCCCCUCUCUGUGCCAAUGACUCCAGCUGCCCCGCUGGACUCAAGUGCUGCCACUGGGAGUGCCGGCUCCGCUGCAUCCCCCCGGCAGAAGAGAAGCCCGGUGCCUGCCCGGCAGCAGCCCCCCAGGGGCUCAUUGCCCCCUGCUCCUUCCCCUGCCUGGAGGACAAGGACUGCCUGGGAGCGCAGAAGUGCUGCCCGCUGGGCUGCGGCUCUGCCUGCUUGGAGCCGGCGCAGGACCAGCCCAAGCCCAGCGAGGGCCCCACGGUGCAGCCAGGACCAUCCCGGGAGCGGUGCCGAGGCGACGGCGACUGCCCCGACGCGCAGAAAUGCUGCAACAGCAGCUGCGGCCAGCGGCGCCUGCCGGGAGCGCCGGCCGAGGACACCAGCCCUGCCCCAGUCACUCAAAGGCCACUGCAGCACCAGUGGGGAUGCCUCAAGGACCAGGACUGUCCCCCAUCCCACGUGUGCUGUCACCAGCUGUGCAGCAGGCACUGUGUGACGAACAGCCAAGGGAAGGACGGAUUCUGCCCAGUCCGUGCCGGGCUGUUCCCCAGCUACGACUGCAGAGCCUGGUGCUGGCACGAUGGCGAGUGUCCCCGCGAGGAGAAGUGCUGCCUCCGUGGCUGUGACUAUGUCUGCUUGCCCCCGUCCCGAGAGAAACCAGGCAUCUGCCCGCUGGCUGACGAGGCUCCGCUGGCCCCGUGUGGCACCACCUGCACCAAGGACUGGCAGUGCCCGGGGGCUGAGAAGUGCUGCAACAGCAGCAGAUGUGGCUACGUGUGCUCAGCCCCCGAACCAGACAAACCCGGUGAGUGCCCAAAGGUGAGGCCACAGCACCCACCGGGGCCGUGCACGGAGACGGACUCCUGCACCCACGACAGGGACUGCUCCCGGCAGGAGAAGUGCUGCUUCUCCGGCUGCGCCAUGCGCUGCACCCGCCCUGCCCGAGAGCACCCUGGAGAGUGUCCCCGGGCAGAGCCGUGCUGGGACAUACGGCGCCGGCGCGGGAGCCAGUGCCUGGAUGACAGCGUCUGCCAGCGAGAGGAGAAGUGCUGUGACACCGGCUGUGGCUGGGAGUGCGUGGCCGUGCCCAGAGACAGCGGGGACAAAGCUGACGGCUGGUGUGUGGAGGAGUGCCAGGCUGACUCACAGUGUCCCCGGGGACAGCGGUGCACCAGCAUCGGCUGUGGCCACAUCUGCAUGGACAUCCCUGGAGAACGUGACACUGCGGCUGUGCUUCGGCCCAGUGCUGAGUGGUGCUCAGAGGAAUGCGAGGCUGACUCACAGUGUCCCUGGGGACAGAGGUGCACCCGCACCUCCUGUGACCGUGUCUGCAUGGACACUCCUGGAGGCAGAGGUGGAGCGUGCCCCACGCCUGGGGGCGGUGGGACCUGCUUGGACCUGUGCAGCCUCGAUGAGGAGUGUCCCUGGGGCCACAAGUGCUGCAGCAACGGCUGCGGCUACGUCUGCACGCGGGUGCCUGGUGAUGCUGUGUGAUGGGAGAGCAGCUCCUCUGCAGCAGGAAGAUGCCUUCAUUAGGGGACAUGGGACAGUCAUGAGCCCCAGCUGGCCUGUCCCCUCCCCACCACCUCCAGCAAUAAAGUGUGUUCUCGACUGCCC
This is a messenger RNA of Hirundo rustica (Barn swallow), 1809 nucleotides long. RefSeq names its product keratin-associated protein 10-6-like. Gene Ontology annotation, biological process: antibacterial humoral response; innate immune response. The coding region runs from base 31 to 1686 and encodes 551 amino acids. NCBI's taxonomy places the organism in Eukaryota, Metazoa, Chordata, Aves, Passeriformes, Hirundinidae. The transcript has 13 exons. Gene Ontology annotation, cellular component: extracellular region. Gene Ontology annotation, molecular function: peptidase inhibitor activity. The record is from RefSeq and is a predicted model, not a curated record.